Lates calcarifer (barramundi perch) is the source of this 1266-nucleotide messenger RNA. It is a transcript of the gene mrpl19, whose product is annotated as mitochondrial ribosomal protein L19. The coding region runs from base 81 to 935 and encodes 284 amino acids. Lineage: Eukaryota; Metazoa; Chordata; Actinopteri; Centropomidae. The record is from RefSeq and is a predicted model, not a curated record. Gene Ontology annotation, cellular component: mitochondrial large ribosomal subunit; ribosome. Gene Ontology annotation, biological process: translation. Gene Ontology annotation, molecular function: structural constituent of ribosome. The transcript has 6 exons.
ACUCGGACAAAUCGCGUUUCAAAUACGGUCGUCCUACACGGCUUCCGUAUAUAUUCACAUGUGACAACAGAAGGUCAGACAUGGCAGCCUGCGCUAAAGGGCUCGACAAGUUUAUCUUUUCUCUGAGGUUAUUACGAAACCUCCAGCUCAAAAAUGAACGAUUUUUGUCCACGUCUGUGUGUCGUCCUGCUGCGAGGAACGACGACCCCCCCAAAUUCACCCCUCCACCUAAACCUGUCAUCAUUGAUAAAACACGGGCUAUGGUAUCUCAGCGAAAGUUUCUGAGCCCAGAGUUCAUCCCUCCGCGACAGAGGACAAAACCUUUAAAAUUUACCAUGGAGAGGAAAGACAUGAUACGCAGGAGGAAAGUGCUCGACAUCCCUGAAUUCUACGUAGGGAGUAUCCUGGCGGUGACCAUGGCCGACCCUAACGCUAGUGGGAAAACUAACCGCUUUGUGGGAAUCUGCAUCCAGAGGGGAGGUAAAGGGCUGGGCGCCACAUUCAUCCUGAGGAACAUCAUUGAAACCCAAGGUGUGGAGAUUUGCUAUGAGCUGUACAGUCCUCGUAUCCAGAGUAUUGAAGUGCUGAAGCUGGAAAAAAGACUGGAUGACAACCUGAUGUAUCUGAGAGAUGCUCUGUCUGAGUACAGCACCGUGAACCCAGACAUGAAGCCUGUGCCAUUCUCCACCACUGGAGAAGUGCCUGUCAACAAGAUCAAAGUAAGGAUGCGCCCAAAGCCGUGGUCAAAACGCUGGGAACGACCCAAGUACAACAUCCAGGGCAUCCGCUUCGACCUGCGCCUGACCCCAGAGCAGAUGGAGCACGCCCAGAAGUGGGCGCAGCCUUGGCAGGAGUACGACAUGCUGAAGGAGUACGACACGUCCACACUGGGGGAGGAGAUCCUCAAGGAGGUCCAGCAGGAGAUAAGCAAGUGAGGAAGAGCACUCCUGAAAUGCAAACAUUCUUCAGUUUAGCCAUUAAUGCAAGAAUGGGGUAAAGACUGGAAUGUGAGGUUUGCAUGGAUGUAAAAAAAUUGUGCUGGAAUUUCAUCCUGAUGUUAACCACAGCCACACAGGUGUAUAUAAGGAGGAGGAGCUGAUACGGAAACUGGUUGUAUUCUGAGCAGUCACACCCUCUUCAUUUUGUGUUAUGCAUCAGUCUGCUGUACAGUAUGUGGUCUGUGAUUAGUCACUGGCCUUAGAUUUGACAUUUGCCAUUUUGCUGACAUUAAGUGGUUUCUAUAAUAAAAUAUAUUAAACCUCCCAA